Messenger RNA from Notolabrus celidotus (New Zealand spotty), 1642 nucleotides. RefSeq names its product oligodendrocyte myelin glycoprotein b (gene omgb). The transcript has 3 exons. Gene Ontology annotation, biological process: neuron projection regeneration. Gene Ontology annotation, molecular function: protein binding. NCBI's taxonomy places the organism in Eukaryota, Metazoa, Chordata, Actinopteri, Labriformes, Labridae. Bases 101 to 1273 code for a protein of 390 amino acids. The record is from RefSeq and is a predicted model, not a curated record.
GUUUCUAGACCCUGCUGAGUCCUGUAAACUGCAGCCAGAGAGUCCUGAAUGAGAACUUCAUCGCGGUCGUUACGUUCUCUCAGAGUCGAGAGUCCACACCAUGCCGGCCUGCUCUGCUUCCCUGCUCUGCCUGCUCCUCCUGCUGCUGUGGGGUCUGCUGGGACCUCUGGUGCUCUGCAUCUGUCCUGCUGUGUGCAUCUGCAGCCGAGGACACCGCGUGGUGGACUGCUCCUCCAGAGGCCUGACCAAGCUCCCGCCCGGUCUGCAGCACAACAUCCGCUUCCUGAACCUCUCCUUUAACAGCUUGCAGAAUCUGGACACCCAGCUCAGUCACUAUGCCCACCUGCGAACCCUGGACCUUUCCUACAACCGCCUGGAGAGCCUGCCCCCGUCCUUACCCAAGUCUCUGUGGGACCUCCGAGCCGUGGGGAACCACCUCCGCUCUCUGGAUAAGAACGACACGGCGUACCACUGGAACCUGAGGGUGCUGGACCUGUCGGACAACGAGCUGGAGAAGGUGGUCUUCAUCAACAACACACUGCCGAGCCUCCAAACGCUCAACCUCAGCCACAACCGCUUCUGGACCGUGCCCACCAACAUGCCGCACCACCUGGCGAGCAUUGACCUGUCCCAUAACUUUCUGACUCAGAUCCUGCCGGGGUCUCUGGACCGGCUGCCCAGGCUGACUCAGCUGUACCUGCAUGCGAACCGCUUCCCCUGGCUGUCUGACGGGGUCUUCGAGAAGCUGGCGGGUCUGGAGCUGAUGACGCUCGGGGACAACCCGUGGGCCUGUGAGGAGGAGGAGAACAUCACCAAGCUCCUGAGGUGGGCUGAGCAGACCCGGGCCACCGUGUUAGGCUGCCCCUGUCACACCAGACCGGUCUGUGGGCAGACCCACGUGGCGACCCCGGGGAGGGAGUGGCACUCUGCUCUGUUCACGGAGCCGCCGCUGUGGGUGGACAGCCGGGGGGACGGACAGUCGCCUGUUCGGACCGCAGAGGCCACGUCCAGCUACCAGGCCAAGUCCGCCCUCUUUGAGACCGAGAUCUUUCAGGGCACACGAGGACCGAGUGACUCCAGCGACCACGUGGUCUUCGUCUGGACGCCUUCCUCCAGUUUGGACUCUUUCUCCACUCGAACAAGCACAACAACUCGCCCGCGCUCCUCCACCAGGAAGCCCAAAGUGGCGAGCACGAGGAAUAAAGGAUCAGGACUCUGCGAGGAGACUCAGACUGUUCUCCUGACUGUGUCCUUCAUGGUCUUCUUCUUCUGACUGGACUCAGCUCUGACCCGGUCUCUCUGGACUAUGAAUGUACGACCACAGCAUCCCCAUGUCCACCCUCUGUAAACACUGAUACGACUGUUACUGCCUUCUGUCUCCUUCAUCAUCAUCAUCAUCGUCAUCAUCUUCAUCUUCAUCAACGUCAUCAUCUCCUCGGAUAUGAAAUCUAUAAACCUACAGAUCUCUGGUUCCUCUGUCGCUCUCCGUAUAAAGCCUGUGCUCUGUGCUUCGCUCUGCGCUUCGCUCUGUAGUGAUGUUAGUGAUGUUUGUGCUUCAGAUCACACAUGAUCAAUAUAUGCAUCACAUUCCAGAGCCCGAGGAAGACGCCAAUAAAGGGCUAUUACACAAAAACAAGGGUCU